CUGUUUGCGCAUGCCCGAUAGAAAGAAAAUGGCGUGGCCUAGGAUAAUUUUCUUAUAAGGAAAGCUAAAUUCUGCAAUACCUAGACAUUGCGCAGUGAGAGUGAAUCAAGAUGUCGGAGAUAGAACAAACCCAGGUGGAGGAGAUGACAAUAGAUUCAUCAGAAUCAAUAACCAUUGAACAAGCUCAAGAAGAAGUAAUGGAAGAAUCACGAGUUACAACCAUUGACGGAUCUCAAGAUAUGUCUAUGGAUGGAGCACAAGUUACAACCAUAGAUGGAUCUCGAGUUAUAACUAUGGAUGGAGCCCAAAUUACAGCAAUGAAUGGACCCAAAGUUACAACCAUUGAUGGAUCUCAAGUGACAACCAUGAAUAGCGCCCAAGUAACAGCUGUGGAUGGAGCUCAAGUAACAGCCAUCAAUGAUUCAGAACUAGGUGUGCAUACUGCACAGGUUGUUGAUACAGACGGUUACAUUACUACAAUACUUGUUGAGGAAGGUGCUACCAUAAUAACCACAGAAGAUGGUGACCAGGAAGAAGGGGAAUGUGAUGUUUGCGGUGGUAACCAUGCCACAGAAGAAUGCCCCGAGAUUAGUCUUGUUGAUGCAGAGACUCAGAAAAAAUUAAUGUCAAAGGCAAAAAUGACACUACCACAUAACUUGGUGUGGAAUCUGCAUGAAGAUGGGAAUAUUGGUGUACAUGCCUCAGAACUGAUCCAGACCAAAACAAGAUUUGGUCCAUAUGAAUCAAGGAGAACCACAAUGGAUAUUAUAGCUGAAAAUGGCAUGGUGUUCAAGAUCUUCAAUAAGGAUGGUACAAGUAUCUCGUUAGAUACAACAGAUGAAAAUAGCUGUAACUGGAUGUGUCUGGUCCAGGCUGCAACAACUUCAUCCGAUCAGAAUGCCAUAGCUUUCCAGAUAGGAUCAGAUAUCUACUUCUCAAACACCAAGAAGCUCUUACCAGGCCAUGAGCUGAAGGUUUGGUAUGCACCUCACUAUGCUAAGAAGCUGGGAAAACCUGCUAUGCCUGACGGAAUAACAUCAGUGCUUCUUGGUCAGCAGAUAGUCUUACCUGAUCUAGCUGAAGAAGACCAUCCUCUACAAAUCUCCAUCUUGUCUGAUGAACUGGAUCCUGAAGGAGAGGCUAACAGGAAAGUCAAAGAGGAAGCUAUGUUGGCAAAAGAGGGAGAUAUUGCAACAAUAACUGCCUUUACCGACUAUUCCAAAGAGAUGAAAAAGCAGAAUAUAGCAUGUUCAAGGUGUGAUGAAUCAUUUGACACUGCAAUCCUAUUGGCUCGUCAUCUGAGAGAAAAGCAUUUGAAGCCAAAAGCUAAGGGAAACAAAGUCCUUCAAUGUAAGGUAUGUAAGAGGAGAUUUGUGGACAAAUUCACCCUGAGUCGACACAUGAAGAUCCAUGGGGAGGGAGUACACUGGCCGUGCAACAUCUGUGGUCUGAAACUCAGUAGGCGAGACGUGCUGAUUGUACAUAUAAAGAGGAAACAUGAUGGACUCUACACUGAGGAAGACUUAGUUAACAUUCAGAAAGAGCCUGAAAUAGGCCCACCAGAUGGUGCUGCGAUUGUUGAGCUCACUGACUCUACUGUCAGAACAAAUGAAAUCACUAAUGAUGGUGACACAUCAGAUGAGGAUAUAGAAGAAGAGCAGAAUAAUGAGCCUGAAUGGCAACCUGAUCCAAAUUUAAUCGCCAAAGAAGAAACACCUGGUGAAACACCAAGCAGAUCAUCACGUCGCAUCAAAGAGCGUAAAGAUCGUGCACCUGGUAUCAACACAGCCUACCCAAGUGAGGACUUUGUUAGAGGACCCGAAGAAUACAGAGCAGUAGUAGAGAAUAUGAAGAAAGAAGCAGAUCCAGAAAAACCCAAGCGCAGUAGAGGUCGUCCUAAAAAGGUUCCUGUACUAGUUGAUAAAGGGAACCUUGCAAUACAGGCGUUGACUGAUGUACUUGAGGGAAAUUCCCCAAAACCUCCUGCAAAGAAGGUUAAGGUAGAUGAAGAUCAGACCGAGAUGAGUAAAGUGGAUGUUCCAGCUCCUGAAGCUGUGAAAAUCAGCUGUGAAAUCAGUGAAAGUGAAGGUAUGACUGCAGAAAGCCUCCAGAAGAUGAGUGACAAUGCCAUUAAGAUCCUGAACCAGAUGACGUAUGAUUUAGAUGAUGAUACUGCAGACCAGCAGAAGGCCAAAGACAUUGAAACUCCAAAAGAAACCACUGACAGCAGUGCCAAUAAGGAAGUGAUGGAAGGUGAUACCAUAGUUGAAAAAGAAAAGGAAACCACUGACAUCUCUGCCAAUAAGGAAGUUCUUGACGAUGAUAGCAUAGUUGAAAAAGAAAAGGUUGUUGAUAAGUCCUUACCUGUAAAGAGGGGAAGAGGAAGACCACCCAAAAAGAAUGGCAAGAAGCAAAAUAAAGCACACAAGGAAUUGCUAGAUAUCCAUCUUAUUGCUGAUAUAAGUGUAGAGAAUGAGACAUUAUCUUAUACUUGUAAACAGUGUGGAGCCAGUGAAAAUAGCACUGAUAUUCUUGCAAUGCAAGAACACUACAACAGUGUGCAUUGUAAGAGAGGAAAACCAAAGUUCCAUUGUGUAGACUGUGGCAAAGACUUCAACAGGCAGUGGAGUUAUGAUCGACAUGAGUGCCUUGCAGUAGAAAAGGGGGAAGAUGGACUGUUUGGAUGUAAAGAAUGCAAGAAAAAGUUUUUCAACGCUGAAUACUUAAGGAGACAUAUGGCUGCACACACUGGUAAAUUCAAAUGUGAUGUAUGCAAUAAGAAAUUUGCAAGAAAAGAAUCAUUAAUAAAACAUAUUUGUUCGGCAGAUAAGAACACAACCACUGGGGUACAAGAAUUAGAUGAAACUGCACUCACUUGUGACAUUUGUGGUCUUGGCUUCUUAAAGGAAGCCAACCUUUAUCGCCACAUGGGAGUGCAUACACAGGACUAUUUAUGUGGAAAAUGUGCACGAGUUUAUUCAAGAAAAGAGGGCUUGAUAAAGCAUCUUCUAAAGUGUAAUCCAGAUCAACUUACCGAGAAAGAAAAGAAUAGCUUCUUCCCAUGUAAAUUUUGUUCAAAAGUAUUUUGCAAGGAGUUAGGACUCAAGAAUCACAUGAACUUUCAUGCCGGUGCCUUUAAGUGUUUCUCAUGUGGUAAAAAUUUUUCACUUAAAAAUGCCCUUGAUAAUCACCAAUGCAGUAGAAUUCUGGAUGUAACGCUGAGUUUCUCCGAUGGUGAAACAGAGGAACAUGUCAAAUCAACUAAACGUAAACUCUAUCGUUGUCCAGAGAUGGACUGUGAUGAAAAAUUCAAACAGCGCCAGUGCCUUAUAGAACAUCUCGAGGAACACAAAAAAGAGACUCAUCCUUGUAGUAUCUGUGAGAAAUCCUUUGAUCGAAAAGCUGACUUAGUCAUUCAUCAUUUACUGUGUUCAGCUGUAAAAACUGUUGAAGAAAAUGGUUUUAUCAAUUGUGAAACAUGUAACACACCGUUUUCAGAGCCACUUCUCUAUCAGAAGCAUUGUGAAGACCACAUCCUCCCAUUUAAGUGUAAUGUCUGUCAGAAGAGGUUUACUAAACCAAUUAACUCAAAUGAUCAUCCUUGCAUACAAGGAAAACCACUUCCUUGUUCAUUGUGUCCUCUGACAUUUAAGAAUACAGCUAUGUUAGAACGCCACCAGGUUAUUCACGCACCACCACAAUUUGAAUGUCCGGACUGCACGAAGAAAUUUUAUCGCAAAGACUACCUAAAUGAUCACAAUUGUUACCGACCAGAUGGCACUGUUGUUCGACGCAAGAUGCUGCACACGGGAGUCGUAGAAACUAGUCCUGUGACAAAUAUUUGCGACAUAUGUGGGAAAUCCUUUAUGAGUGUUGGUAACCUCAAUAAGCAUGUGAUCACUCAUGGUGAGCGGAAAUUUCCAUGCAAGAUUUGCCAUAAGAGGUUUCACCUGUCCAUCAACCUUGUGUACCAUAUGAGAGGUGUGCAUACCAACAAGAAAAACUACCAAUGCUAUGAGUGUGGUAAAGGUAUGAAAACCAAGAAUGCUUUAAUGGCCCACAUAAAGAACUUCCAUUCUGAUACCAUAUUUUUCUUCCAGUGUCCAAAAUGUCCAAAAUCAUUCCGUCAGAAAGGCAACAUGCUUAAACAUCAAUUGACCCAUUCAGAUAAACGAAACUUUACUUGUCGGUUUUGCAACAAGACAUUCAAGUACCAAGAGCAGAUACAUCGCCAUGAAAUGGAACACACACAAGCUGACAAAUACAAGUGUUCUCAUUGUGAGAAGGCCUUCGCUCUUCCAUAUCAGCUAAGGCGUCAUGUUGUAUCUUACCACAGUGGCAUGAUGUUUGUAUGUGAGUUCUGUCACAUUGAAUGCCGUCACUAUCACACAAUGAGACGGCAUAUCCAGCGCAAGCACGCGAACGUCAAGUUCAGCAACCUGGGGGAGUAUAUCAAUAGUCUCAGGCAGGUCAGUGGAAACCCUAGAUCUGUGUUACGCUCCAGUGAUGAGGCUGGAAGAUCUAAUAUAAUGACAGCCCUAACACUCCCUGCUGGAUCUGCAAAUAACCUUAUACUGGGCAGAGAUGAUGCAAACCAGUCAGGCAAACAAGGCCUAAUAGAUGCAACAGAUGCUCUACAAACACUGUCUAACCUAGCUACAUGUGAAGGGGGAGCUAAUACUACUACAUUACUACAAGAUAUACAGCAACACAUAGCUAGCGGAGGCUCUGUCCAGAAUGUACCUGUAUCUUUAGAUGGCGGGAACCAAGGCUAUAUAUUGGUAUAUGGAGACCCCAAUGAUGAGUCUGGGGGUGCCACAGUUUAUCAAAGAUUAGGUAUAGAGGGACAAAACCCGGGGGAGAUCACUGUCAUAGGGGAUGGACAAACCAUGGAAAAUGUCCAGAUGAGUGGUGUAGUGCCCAGUGAGCAGAUUCAGGAAGGAACUGUCAUAGAUGAUAAUCAGAUAAGUGAGUCUGAUGCUACCCUGACUCUACCUGAUGGCCGCACAAUAAAGUUUACUAAUGGCAUUGCAUCGACUGGUGAGAUCCUACUACCUAAUCAAAACAUAACUAAUACAAAUGAAGUGAUGAUACCAGAGCAGGCCAUUUACCAGGUGCAAACCGUGGAAGGGGAGCAGAUGGGAGCCAUAGAGGUGAAUGUUGACCAAUUAGCCAUUGAAGAGGAGAUUGUUAAACAAGAUGAUGAGCAAGCUGAAAAUGUGAAGGAAGAUUCAGAGAUGGGAGAUGAAGCAAGUGAAGAAGUUGAGAUGAUGGAGAAUAUUGAAACUUCUGAACCAUUAGAGGAAAGGACUGUGGUCAAGAAGGGUCAGGAAGUGCAAGCACUGCAGAUUCUUACAGACAGUAGGCUUAAUAGCUAGAUUUGACUGUGAUAGAACAGCAUUGUAAUAAAGUAGACUUAAAAUCAAAAGAAGUAGGUGAUAUAGAGUGUGAAAUAAUAGAAGCAGUCUUUUAAAAGAGAAUGGCAAUGUUACCUUUACAAUUCUUAAUUUAUUUUCUGAAAAAUGGAGAUAUCUGUUCAAAUUAAAAGUGAUUUAAGGUACAGAAAUGCCGAAAAUAUGAUUUGAAAACUGGCGUCCCCUUUUCAAAACUAUUGCCAGAUUAUCUUCAAAAUCAAAUGGCUUUUCUGAAAUAUAAUCGGAACCAUUGGACUUUUUUUUGAAAACAGACAAUAGAUUCAAUGAGAAAAAAAUUGCAACAGUUUGACAAUAUUUUCCGAAACUUACUCUAAGUUGUCUUUCCAAUCUACUUCCUUAGAUGUCUCACCACACCUCCUUUCUCUUCAUAACAAAAAAGGGCGUUGAAAGUCCUGAGAUUUGACGUCACAUUACAUAAAUACUUCUACGGAGACUUACUAUCAAGAAUUUUAGUUACACUGUCCAUUUUUGAAAAACAAUGAUUUGAUUUUUCAUAAUAAUUAAAACUACUACUGUAAUAUGCUAUAUGUAUAUUUGCCAUUUGUACCAGUCUGUUUAUCUCAGGUAUAUUGUGAAGAUUGUCAAUAAUAUGUACAUAAGACAUGUAAAAAGUAUUUCAGUCAGAGGAUUGUGUAUUACUUGUAUUUACAGGGAGGGCAAAAAACAUUCAUAUUUUUAUUUUGCUACGUUUUCAUAAUGCAUGGAUUCCAAAAAUAGUUUCACUCGAGAUGCAAUAGUCAGUUAUACUGUAUAUUUGAACUCAGACGCCUAAUUUCCCCCUUAGUGAGAAACUGCCCCUGGGAUAAUGGUAAAAAUAUUUCACACAUCUCUAGCAACAAAAAUAUUUUUGAAAUCCAUAGAUUAUUGGAAGUUUGAUCCCCAAAUGGAAAAUAUGAACGUUUUUGCCAAACCUGUAGAUUGUUACUGAAACAUGCAUUUUAUAGAUUUAUAUAUGUACAUAAUAACAUGCAUGUCAUUUGAUUUAUCUACAUAUAUAUGUAUAUAUGUAUAAGACAAACUAUCCAUUUCCUUGCUGUGUGUUUGGAACAUUUAGUUUUACCAGUUCCAAUGUUGUAAAUUGAUUUUCAUUUGAAACUGAUAUAUAUUAUAUUUUAUAUCCUUAUUCUGUUGGGUAGGCUAUGUUUAUAUGUCAGUGUGUGUUUCAAUAGAUCACACAUUAAAGGAGCUUUGCAAGUCUGCAGUGGAAUUUACCAGUUUCUCGCUUCUUUAUCCAAUGGACGAAUGAAUACUUGUACACACCUCCAAUGUUAACCAGUCUGAGAUCUUUUGUCA
Owenia fusiformis is the source of this 6728-nucleotide messenger RNA. Lineage: Eukaryota; Metazoa; Annelida; Polychaeta; Sabellida; Oweniidae. The record is from the annotation of a GenBank genome assembly.